AUGAAUGACAAUACGGAAACGGACUCCAAAGAGAGUGGCGAGUAUGAAGACGACUUUGAGAAAGAUCUGGAAUGGCUGAUUAACGAGAAAGAUCCCAGUGAAAACGGCGGGGCAGAGGCAGAGGAGGACUGUGUCACCCGUGGGGCUGAGCCCCCUGGGGCCCCCCAGGAUGCGGAGCCCCUGGCCGCCCCGCCCAGGGACGAUGGCCCCGCCCGGAGGAAUGACUUCAUCUCGGUGCCCAGCAUCCAGCCCCUGGAGGCCGCGUCCGACUCGGACAGCGAGACCUCGUCGCAGGAGUCGCGGCUGGACGAGGCCGAGGACGAGGAGGUCCGGCGCUACAUCAUGGAGAAGAUCGUCCAGGCCAACCAGCUGCUGCUGCGCCAGCAGCCCGUGCAUGAGAAGCGGGACCGGCGGCUCAAGUUCAAGGACAAGCUGGUGGACCUGGAGGUGCCCCCGCCCGAGGACGCGGAGGCCGCCCAGACGGCCAGCGAGGACUCGGUGUCCGGCCAGAUGUCGCGGCUGUGCCUCUCGGGCGAGCCGGACCAGGCCCAGGUGCCACUGGUCUUGCCCGAGGAGGCCGGGCCUGAGGAGGCCAAGGAGGGGAAGGUCCUGGUGGAACGUGACGGCAAGUUCGAGCUGCUCAACUUCCAGGACCUGGAGAGCCAAGGGCUGCCCGUCCCAGCCUGCCCGGCACCCGGCGCCGACGGCGACUUCCCCCAGGCCGGCUCCCGCCUAGCCAGCCCCGCCGGCAGCAGCGGUGGCGGUGGCGACCCGGGGAAGAAAGAGGCCUCAGGGGGGACUCCAGGCCCAGUGCUCUCUCCCCCCGAGAAACCACAGCCUGACACCCCACCGCCGCAGGCGGCCCCCGGCCUCCGGCUGAGGCCGGCCUCCACCGCGUCCUCCGACCCCUGGAAGGGUGCUGGGAGACUCCACCCGCGGGCCCAGUCGGCGCACUUGUCGCCGGCCUCCUCCACCUACUGCCUCUCCCCUCAGCAGAAGGAGCUGCAGAAGAGGCUGGAGCAGAAGCGGGCGAAGCUCAGGUUGGAGGAGGAACAGAAGAAACUAGAGGAAGAGAAAGAGAAGAAGAAGGAGAACGACCUGGUGUUUAAGGCCUGGCUGCAGAAGAAGAGGGAGCAGGUGCUAGAGAUGCGGCGGGUCCAACGGGCCAAGCAGAUCGAAGACCUGCACAGCAGGCAGGAAAACCGGGACCCGCAGCAGGCCUUCCGACUGUGGCUGAAGAAGAAGCACGAGGAGCAGCUGAGGGAGAGGAGGACGGAGGAGAUCCGAAAGCAGGAGGAGUGCCUGUACUUCCUGAAGGGGACCGAGGGCAGAGAGCGCGCCUUCCGGCAAUGGCUCAGAAGAAAACAGGUAGAAAAACUCGCGGAGCAACAGAUGGCCAAAGAGAGAACGAGGCAGCUCCGGCAAGAGGCGAAACGGCUGAAGCAACGCCAGAACGCCUACAUGGCGGAAGCCAAGGCGUUUCGCUUUACGGACCCUUACAAGUGAAGGUAACCAUUAAACACCUC
Molecule: messenger RNA, 1526 nt
Organism: Sorex fumeus (smoky shrew)
Lineage: Eukaryota; Metazoa; Chordata; Mammalia; Eulipotyphla; Soricidae
Gene: CCDC181
Product: coiled-coil domain containing 181
Exons: 5
Coding region: 1-1506 (501 amino acids)
Molecular function (GO): microtubule binding
Source: RefSeq, a predicted model, not a curated record